Beauveria bassiana ARSEF 2860 is the source of this 432-nucleotide messenger RNA. RefSeq lists its product as uncharacterized. NCBI's taxonomy places the organism in Eukaryota, Fungi, Ascomycota, Sordariomycetes, Hypocreales, Cordycipitaceae. The record is from RefSeq and is a predicted model, not a curated record. The coding region runs from base 1 to 432 and encodes 143 amino acids. The transcript has a single exon.
AUGCUGAAACAUAUCCUCCUCGUCUCGACCAUCCUUGGCGCUACCCUCGCCACUCCCGUCGCCGAGCCCGAGUCGGCCACCGAUCUCGAGAAGCGCUGCACCCCCGCGGGCCAAUUUUGCAACCGGGGCGUGCCGUGCUGUAGCGGGGCCUAUUGCGGCACCAACGGGCUCUGCUCGCGGUGCAUCCCGCCGGGCCAGUUCUGCACCGGCGGUGUGCCGUGCUGUAGCGGAGCCUACUGCGGCACCAACGGGCUCUGCUCGUCGUGUAUCCCACCGGGCCAGUUCUGCACCGGCGGCGUGCCGUGCUGCAGCGGAGCCUACUGCGGAAACAACGGACUCUGCUCGCGGUGCAUCCCGCGCGGCCAAUUCUGUAACCGGGGCGUGCCGUGCUGUGCCGGUUCGUGGUGCGGCACCAACGGGUUGUGCAGUUGA